Messenger RNA from Lampris incognitus (smalleye Pacific opah), 2742 nucleotides. RefSeq names its product vasodilator-stimulated phosphoprotein-like. Gene Ontology annotation, molecular function: profilin binding; SH3 domain binding. NCBI's taxonomy places the organism in Eukaryota, Metazoa, Chordata, Actinopteri, Lampriformes, Lampridae. Bases 272 to 1510 code for a protein of 412 amino acids. The record is from RefSeq and is a predicted model, not a curated record. Gene Ontology annotation, biological process: neural tube closure; actin cytoskeleton organization; axon guidance. The transcript has 13 exons.
GUGAGUGCAGAACGGGCACCCACUGUGCCGAAAACAAUUCCUGCCCCACACAGACACAACUAUUACAAAGAAUGGAAGCAUGAGAUGGGAAAACCGAGAAGGACUGAGUAAAAGAAAAUGACAACAGCAUGGGAGGAAGGGGUGGUAGAUGAGGCUGCUGUAGUUUGUCAGAGAAGAGUGGAGAAAGAGAGCUUAGAUCGAGGGAGGAGGAACUAACGGAAGAGGAAGCGAUUCAAGUGAGUCCAGCAUCUGCCAGGUGCGGGCGACCAUCAUGGUGUAUGAUGACACAAAAAAACGUUGGGUGCCAGCGGGGUCUGAGAGUCCAGUCUACAGCCGCGUCCAAAUCUUUCACAACUCUGUGGCCAACACCUUCCGGAUAGUGGGCCGCAAGAUGCAGGCGGACCAGCAGGUGGUGAUCAACUCCCCAAUUUUCAAAGGGCUGAAGUACAACGAAGCCACACCAACGUUCCACCAGUGGCGGGAUGCCAGGCAGGUGUGGGGGCUGAACUUUGGUAGUAAGGAGGAUGCUUCCCUCUUCGCCAACACUUUGACGCAUGCAUUACAGGCGCUCACACAGGCUGACGCAGGUCAUCCGUCUCUGCCCAGUCCUGUUCAGAAUGGACCCUCCUCAGAAGAGUUGGAACAUCAGAGGAGACUAGAGCAGCAGAGGCAGGAGCAACAGGAGAGAGAGCAUCUGGAGAGAGAGAAACAGGCCAAAGCCGCACCAGCACCUCCUGGUGGUCCCCCACCACCCCCAGGCCCUCCCCCGGCUCCACUGCCGCCUCCAAGUCCAGCACCUUCCCCCUGUAGCUCUGGACCACCGGCUACACCACCGGCUGCACCCCCACCUCCCACUGGAGGCCCGGCUCCGCCUCCUCCUCCUCCACCCCCACCACCUCCUCCACCUAGCGGUGGAGGUGGUGAGGGUGGCGGAGAUGGAGGAGGAGGAGGUGGGGCUGCAGGUCUGGCUUCUGCCCUAGCAGGAGCCAAACUGCGUAAAGUGGGCAAGGAUGAGGGUGGAGCAUCAGCCCCAGCACCUAAACCAGCCUCAUCAUCGGGGGGUGGAGGUGGAGGAGGGGGAGGGUUAAUGGGAGAGAUGAGUGCUAUCCUGGCUAGGCGGAGGAAAGCUGCAGACAUCCCAGCAGCAAAAAAGCAUGAACCUAGCAAUGAGAAUGCAGAGCUUUCAGGAUCGAAGCCUUGUGGACUGGGAGCAACCCUUGGAAAACCCACAGAAAAGUCAGCCACCAUGCCGAGGCCCAAACCCACAUCAAGCAGUCAAAGGCCUGUCAACCUCAGUCCCAUAAGCUCUCCCACCUCCAGUCCAGCCUCCAGGAUAAAGCAACAGAGGACAAACUCAGAUGGUGCAACAAGUGAAGGACCAGAUAUGGAACGAAUUAAACAGGACAUCCUCGAAGAAGUCAGAAAAGAGCUUCAUCAGGUCAAAGAUGAGAUCAUAGCUGCUCUGAUGGUGGCGUUACAAAGGGAAGAUAUAAAGACUGAAGAUUCCUGAAGCACAAGAAUGGAUAAAGAGAAAAAUGUGAAUUUAUUAUCCUGCAAUGGUCAGCCAUGAAUAAUUAUGAGCCUCUAGAAGUAGUCUUAUUCUCACACACACAGAUACACAGAUUUUGUGAUCUUUGUAAGAGCCCUCUCCUAAACAUUUCACGUUUUUGUUUUUGUUUUUGUUUUGUUUCCCAAUGUACAUAGAACAACUCUGAUUAUGUUUUACUGUCUUUUUUAUGAGACGGUACGCUGCAUCAAACUGCAAGCUACAGUUUGCCAACUAAGCAUUGCUUUUAUAACUGCUUUGCUUUCAUUAUUCAGAAUAAACCAUGUCAGAAAGUGAAAAUCCAUGAUAAAUGUUGACAAUGUAUUAAAGCAAGGGGACUGGCUGCAGUAUAGUAAUCCCAGAUUUGAACACAGGCCCUAGUGAUUUGAAGAAGGUCCUGUUUCAUGACGUACCAGAUUUGCAAGACAAACAUGUUGGCAUGCAAUUUGACAUGGAUUUUCCUUCCACAGAGAAAAAGAACAACGCGUCAGGGCUAAUGGAACAUUUUACUUCCUCCCUACCAUUCUGUUUACAUUUUACAGACAAAGGUUGUUUCGCAUAACUGGUGCAAAGAUUCAGGGAAAACCACCGUCCAUAUCAAACUGUGGUAGAACAAUAGUGUACUCUUGAUCCAAAACUCUUCAUUAAAGACUGUAGGAACACAUUGCAGGAAUUUCCCUCAUGGUUUAUGCUUGUAAUCUAUUGUGCUUUUGUUUGCUCUGAGUCGAUCAAAUUAGAUAUGGAAAUUAAGGUGAGGGAUUCUGUUGAAAUCUUUCCACACCUCACAUUAUGGCCAUUACUUUAGGAACUACCAGAAGUAAAACAUGCUCUUGCCAAGACUUUUAUACCAGCCCAGCUGCUUCUUGUAUUUGUGAUUUUAUUAUGGUACAAAUAUGUCUGAUAUGGAUGAUCUAUCAUACCUCCAACCAACCACACCCAACCCCCAGGCUAUAAAGCCUUUUCCUGUAGGCUGGGGGUUAUUCUCUCUCCAGCAAAAUAGCAUAACCUUUUACUGAGCAACAAUAUAAGUCAUUUUAAAGGUACUUGAAUGUGCAGUAUUUUCUUGACAGUUCAUUAGCUUCAAAUGUUUUAUCCUGUGGAGGACAGCAUUGGAGCGAGUUACAUGAAGUCUCAGCACGAAGAAGCAUGGGCACUGCUCAGGGUUUUGGGCGCCAUGAAAAAAUGUUACACUGAUA